AUGUUAAAGUCGUACAAACAGAGAAAAGAUGAAUUGAAUGUUGAAGAUGAUAUAUUAUUGUGGUUUGGAAGAAUCGUAGUUCCAGAAUGCAUGAGAACUGAUGUUCUGAAGAUAUUGCAUGCAGGACAUCCUGGUAUUGCAUCAAUGAGGUCUGUUGCGCGACACUAUGUGUGGUGGCCCAACAUGGAUAAAGAUAUCGAAGUUUAUAUCAAGAAGUGUACAUCUUGUCAAGAGAAUAGAGAUAAUGUAGAAGAAGUACCAUUAUAUCCUUGGAAUGUACCUGCUAGAGUUUGGGAAAGGGUACACAUUGAUCUGGCAGGGCCAGUCAACGGAUCUAUGUGGUUGGUAGGUAUUGAUGCGUUGUCUAAGUGUUCAGAAGUGGACUGUCUUAAGACAACAAACUCUUAUACAAUCAUUCAACGAUUAAGAUCUUGGUUUAGUCGAUAUGGAUUACCAAGUGAAAUCGUGACAGACAACGGACCUCAAUUUGUGUCAAAGGAAAUUGAAACAUUCUUCCAGAAAAAUUCUAUCAACCACAUAAAAACAACUCCGUACCAUCCUAAAAGUAAUGGACUUGUUGAAAGACUAAUUCGUACAUUGAAAAGACGGUACUACACAACAAAGCAGGAGGUCGGAGAUGGAAUGCUAGCUCUUCAAAAUGUUCUUUUUAGCUACCGAAACUCGCCUCAGAAAACAACCGGUAGGGCUCCGGCAGAAUUGUUUCUAGGUCGUAGACUACCAAAAAUUUUUGACAAUAUGAAACCUAAUCUUAGGAAAAAGAUGGAAAUGAAGCUUUGGAAAGAACAAGGGAGAGCCAACAAGAAAGUUCGAACUUUUAAAGAAGGAGAAGAUGUGUGGAUUAAGAAUGAACAUGGAAAUGGUUGGUCAGCUGGAAUGGUGAAAAAUAGAAAUGGACUGUAUUCAUAUGAUGUACUUUGUGGAGGUGUUAUAAAAAGAAAGCAUGCCGACCAGAUGAGACAAAGAAUGGGAGCUGUAGAAUCUGCGUAA
Molecule: messenger RNA, 1008 nt
Organism: Macrosteles quadrilineatus (aster leafhopper)
Lineage: Eukaryota; Metazoa; Arthropoda; Insecta; Hemiptera; Cicadellidae
Exons: 1
Coding region: 1-1008 (335 amino acids)
Biological process (GO): DNA integration
Molecular function (GO): nucleic acid binding
Source: RefSeq, a predicted model, not a curated record